AUGUCUGAUCAAGAGAAGAAUGCUUCUACAAAUUCUCCAGUUGGAUCUAAUCACUCUGAUUUGGGUGAGGAUUUAUCAGAUGUUUUUGUAUCCAAGUCCAAGUUGGUUGGUGAUGAUACAAAGUCUUUGAAGUUUGGUAAAACUUUGAUGGAUGAUAAAGAAUUAGAUUGGAUGGUGACUAAUCGAAUGGUGGAGAUGGCAUCUGUUCAUUUGGCUGAGAAUGAAGUAGUUCUUGAUCUGAAACCUUAUGAAUGUGUGGUUUUUCGAGAUCAAUUUGCUGCUGGACUUCGUAUGCCGUGUCAAGAUUUUCUUGAAGAACUUCUAAAGGCAUAUAACAUAGAAAUGCAUCAUUUGACUUCUAAUGGAAUAGCGAAGAUUACUCAUUUUGUUUGGGCAAUGAAGUCACAAGAUGUAAACUUGGAUAUCAGGGCUUUUGGUGCUCUUCAUGAGAUGCAUACUCAGUUUAGGAAUAAGAAUAUGGAUGGGAAGACUAUUAUUAAGUACUUUGGUCGUUGCAAUUUUAAACCUGCUCGAGGUGCUAAGCAAAUUUCUCCUGCUUCCAAGAAUAAAUGGGUUGAAAAUUGGUAUAGGUACUAA
This is a messenger RNA of Miscanthus lutarioriparius, 597 nucleotides long. The record is from the annotation of a GenBank genome assembly. Lineage: Eukaryota; Viridiplantae; Streptophyta; Magnoliopsida; Poales; Poaceae.